Messenger RNA from Peromyscus californicus insignis, 480 nucleotides. It is a transcript of the gene Il17f, whose product is annotated as interleukin 17F. The coding region runs from base 1 to 480 and encodes 159 amino acids. Gene Ontology annotation, biological process: inflammatory response. The transcript has 3 exons. Gene Ontology annotation, molecular function: cytokine activity. Gene Ontology annotation, cellular component: extracellular region. The record is from RefSeq and is a predicted model, not a curated record. NCBI's taxonomy places the organism in Eukaryota, Metazoa, Chordata, Mammalia, Rodentia, Cricetidae.
AUGAAGGGUCCGUGUGAGACAGCCAUGGUCAAGUCCCUGCUACUGUUGGUGUUGGGGCUUGCCAUCCUGAGAGGUGUAGCAGCACGGAAGAACCCCAAAGCUCCUGUCCCUCAGAAGGCUGGGAAUUGCCCUCCCCUGGAGGAUAACAGUGUGAGAGUUGACAUCCGCAUCUUCAAUCAAAAUCAGGGCAUUUCUGUCUCACAUGACUUCCAGAAUCGCUCCAGCUCCCCAUGGGAUUACAACAUCACCCGAGACCCCCACCGGUUCCCCUCAGAGAUCGCCGAGGCCCAGUGCAGAUAUUCAGGCUGCAUCAAUGCCCAGGGGCAGGAAGACAGCUCCAUGAACUCCGUUGCCAUCCAUCAAGAAAUCCUGGUCCUCCGGCGGGAGCCCCAGGGCUGUUCCAAUUCCUUCAGGCUGGAGAAGAUGCGCGUCAAAGUUGGCUGCACCUGUGUCGCUCCCAUCGUGCACCGCGCAGCCUGA